This is a messenger RNA of Actinia tenebrosa (Australian red waratah sea anemone), 2019 nucleotides long. RefSeq names its product meprin A subunit beta. Gene Ontology annotation, cellular component: membrane. The record is from RefSeq and is a predicted model, not a curated record. Gene Ontology annotation, biological process: proteolysis. Gene Ontology annotation, molecular function: zinc ion binding; metalloendopeptidase activity. NCBI's taxonomy places the organism in Eukaryota, Metazoa, Cnidaria, Anthozoa, Actiniaria, Actiniidae.
AAUAACAUUGUGAGAGCUCCCAUUACUAAGCACUGUAUGUGAGCAUGGCUACUCAGUGGAUUCUCUUGCUACUGUUGGGGUGUGCCCUUGCUACUCCUUUUAGUAGACUAACUCCAGAAGAAGAAGCGCGUCGUCAAAAACGGCAAGAAUUGUUGGAAAACCCCGAUACGAAUCUCGUUGAUCGUAUUUUACUAGUGAACGAAGAAACUGACGCAGAUUCGAAUUUGAUUGACGGGGAUAUCGCGAAAAACCCCAAAAUCCGAAACGAGAAACGAAGCAGCACCCAUAGGGAAGUAAAUUAUUUAUGGAAAAGUCGUAUCAUUCCUUAUGUCAUCGAUCCCUCACUAAGUGAUGCAGUAAGCAAUAUCACUAAGGCUAUUGCAAACUUCCACGAUAAAACCUGCAUCAAGUGGGUUAAAAGAACUAACGAGCCUUACUAUUUGCUCUUUAAAAAACUUACAGGAUGUUGGUCAUUUAUCGGCCAAGCUCAAGAUCCAAGGGGAUAUCAAGAAAUAUCAAUCGGCAAUGGUUGCAAUUUUGUCGGGACAAUCAUGCAUGAAAUGAUGCACGCCGUUGGAGUAUGGCACGAACAGUCUCGACGUGAUCGGGGAACUAAAAUUGAAAUCAUGUGGGAGCAUAUUAAAGAUGGUGUGGAUUCAAAUUUCGAAGCCCAUGGCCAAGAAACACUUAAUCUUCAAGGAACUCCAUACGAUCCUGACUCCCUCAUGCAAUAUGGUAAUUAUGCUUUCAGUAAGGAUGGAAAGAUGACUAUCCGGUUGUUGAGUAACCCAGAAGCUGUAUUUGGACAGAGAGAGGGAUUCAGCAACGAUGAUGUGAUUGCACUUAACAAUCUCUACAGCUGUUCAGUCACAGACGGUGGUUGGAGUCUGUGGACAUCUUAUUCUCCAUGUGAUGCCAAUUGCCUUAAAAAACGAUCAAGGUUCUGCACCAAUGUGAAUAGUGCCGCCUGCAAUGCUGCUAUUCCCGGAGGCAUAGAACAGCAGACAAAAGUUUGCCCUAAUGAAGAGUGCUACGCUCCGGUUGCUGGACACUGGGGCAAAUGGUCUGCCUGGGGCGCGUGUAGUGCAACUUGUGAUGAUGGUAGCCACACCCGAACGCGAGUGUGUGAUGACCCAGCACCCAAAUACGGUGGAGCUGCCUGUGCUGGAAGCAACAGCCAAACUGGUGUUUGUAAAAUCAAAUCCUGUGGUGGAGGUCCGGGAGACUGUGAAUUCGAUGAUGAUUCUCAGCCACUUUGUGACUGGCAACAAGACGCGACAGACACCCAAACUAAGUACCCAGACUGGCUGAGAGGAUCUUCUACUAAAAGUUCUAACACAGGACCAGUCGGAGAUCACACCACAGGAAGCGGCAAGUUCGCCUUCGCAGAAGCAUCUGGUUGCUUAGGAAACGAGGGAACAACCAUUAGACUUCAGAGCGUCGAUUUCCCAGCAACAGGUGGUCGAUGCUUGACCUUUUGGUAUUAUGCUCUUGGUGCGAAAGUAGGCCAACUUAACGCAUAUGUUCGUGACGUUGGUAAUGGGCAGAUGACAAAACUGCAUGGAAUUUCGGGUAAUCAAGGAGCAGAAUGGAAAAAAUUCAAUGUACAUUUCUCCCAUGCUUCCACUUACAAGAUCGUAUUAGAGAUGGUAUGUGGCGGAGACUAUAGAGGAGAUAUUGCUGUUGAUGACAUUAAAUUCAAUGACGGUCCAUGUGCAUAAACACCACAAUGAUGAAAACCGUGAUCAAGAUUGGCCACAAGGAAGUGACUCACAAGAGAGUCCCGACACAUAAACAAAAGGACUAAAAUGACACUCUAAAAGUAGUAUGCCGUAAUCAACCGACGAUAAAACCCAUUUCCACCCACCCCUACCCUACAACAAAACAUCUAAACACGUUCCCCAUAAAUCUCCAAUGGUCGUCGAGUUAUAUUUAAGGAUAUUUAAAGAUAUAAAUUGUUAAUUGUAACUGGAUAAACUGUUUGAUUUUGAUGAUAUUAAAGUAUUGACGAGCAUUAAA